Rhinichthys klamathensis goyatoka is the source of this 1580-nucleotide messenger RNA. RefSeq names its product cyclin-dependent kinase-like 1. The transcript is spliced from 10 exons. NCBI's taxonomy places the organism in Eukaryota, Metazoa, Chordata, Actinopteri, Cypriniformes, Leuciscidae. Gene Ontology annotation, biological process: protein phosphorylation. The coding region runs from base 403 to 1452 and encodes 349 amino acids. The record is from RefSeq and is a predicted model, not a curated record. Gene Ontology annotation, molecular function: cyclin-dependent protein serine/threonine kinase activity; ATP binding. Gene Ontology annotation, cellular component: nucleus.
GCUAUAGCUGUGCUGUGGGUGAGACUGAGGUGCAGACAACAGUUCUUGUUACUGUCAUCACGUCGUCUGUGCGUAAGAACACUUCUAAAAGGACUCAAAUGAGUGAACAAAUCGACGACUCUCCGGUGACAUUUCCAUAUAUUGUCACUGAUCUAGAGGAAUGAAUGCUAAUGUCUACUAGGAUGGAGCUUUCUCGAAGACAACGCCUCAGGAAACUGCAGGCACUCAACUAAAAGAACUGCGUGUUUGUAGCUCAUGAAGAAAACUUGCGACUGUAUUAAACAUUGAAAUGAUGUUCAGAGUCAAAGAGGAAGAACUGUUAUUAACGUAGAUGAGAAGAGAAAAGCUUUGUAAUUUACACCAGUCAUUCCUCAGUAUGUAGCCCUUCAUGAUCUCUGUGAGAUGGAUAAGUUUGAGAAACUGGCUAAGAUCGGCGAGGGCUCGUAUGGAGUUGUGUUCAAAUGCAGACACAGGGACACAGGUCAGAUAGUGGCCAUUAAAAAAUUUGUAGAGUCUGAAGAUGAUCCAGUCAUCAAGAAGAUCGCAUUGAGAGAAAUCCGCAUGCUGAAGCAGUUGAAGCAUGUGAAUUUGGUGAAUUUGCUUGAGGUCUUCAGGAGAAAGAGACGCCUUCAUUUGGUCUUCGAGUUCUGUGAGCAAACGGUUCUAAAUGAACUGGACAAGCACCCCAGAGGGGUUCCUGAGGCACAACUUAAGAGUAUUGUGUGGCAAACUCUACAAGCUGUGAACUUCUGUCACAAACACAAUUGUAUCCACCGGGACGUAAAACCGGAGAACAUUCUUCUGACCAAGACUGGUGUGAUCAAACUAUGUGAUUUUGGCUUUGCUCGCAUCCUCACUGGUCCAGGUGAUGAUUACACUGAUUAUGUGGCAACACGAUGGUACCGGGCCCCAGAGCUCUUGGUCGGAGACACUCAGUACGGUCCCCCAGUUGAUGUCUGGGCCCUUGGUUGUGUCUUUGCUGAACUGCUGUCUGGAAAUCCUCUUUGGCCAGGACGUUCUGACGUGGAUCAGUUGCACCUCAUUCGACAAACGCUGGGUGACUUGAUCCCACGUCAUCAGCAGGUGUUCCGGUCCAAUGUCUUCUUUAGCGGAGUCAGCAUCCCCGAGCCUGAUACCAUGGAGCCGCUAGAGAAGAGGUUUCAUGAUGUUUCUCCUCAUGCUAUUACUGUGAUGAAGUCCUGCCUAGUAAUGGAUCCCUCUGGCAGGUUGUCCUGUGAAGAGCUUUUAGAGCUGCCAUACUUCCAGGAGGAUGGGGGAACGGGAUGGGGCAGAGAAAAUGAUCGUCUCGGAAGACGCUAUGAGAAAGGCAUAAGACGCAGACCUCCUGGGCCUCAAUACUUUCCCCAGCUGACCAACAGUAACACCUCACCAGCACCUGAACUGAAGAGUAAACACAGGCACAAACACGACCAUCACCUACCCAACAUCUGACCCGGGAUUGUUGCAAAUGUGUUUGAUAGGGCAAAUGUGUUUUCAGUGGGACGACUUGAUGCAUUUAUAGCAGAGAAGUAUAGCUAUUUUAACACAUACUGUAUUAAAGUUAUAGUCCUGGAAUCUGA